UUUAGUUACCUUUUUUUUUUUACCAACAAAUGAAUAACACAAGACAACAGGUUCAGGUUUUAAGGCGGCAAGUUUCUAAUCCAGUUUGAAGUAGGAAAAAGCAAUUCGGAUUCCAUUCCAAAACCCUAUCUCCCCCAUUUUACAUACUCAGCUUACACUCUUCAACUUCACAGUUUAAUAAGAGUUUCAGUUGUCAGAAAAUUCGCUUAUUUUCUGUAGAAGAAAGUAAUACAGAGUCAGUAAUCAUGAAGAGGAAAUUCGAGUCGGCGGCGAUGGACGGAGAAGAGGGUUUGUAUAACCAUGGAAUUUCUUGGUGGAGAGGUUCUUUGAUCGGAAAAGGAGCAUUUGGGUCGGUUUAUAUUGCUAAUCUCAAGAAACCCAAAUCAAGAAAUAUGGUUUAUCCUCCAAUUAUGGCGGUUAAAUCGGCGGAGGUUUCAGAAUCAAGUUCAUUGCAGAAGGAGAAGGAAGUUUACAACAAUCUUUAUGAUUCUCCUUUUAUUCUCCAAUGCUUUGGUGAAGAAACUACCACUGAUCCCUCUGGAAUUAUGUUCUAUAAUAUUCUACUAGAGUACGCUUCCGGCGGAACCCUAGCUUCUCUGAUCAAGCAAUCCGGUGGCCGUGGGUUGCCUGAAUCUGAUGUCAAGCGGUACACGAGGUUUAUUCUUAAAGGAAUUGAUUAUAUUCAUACUCAUGGCUAUGUGCAUUGUGAUUUGAAGCCUCAGAAUGUUCUGUUUGUCUCCUCUGUUGGUGAUCAAUUUGUUCCCAAGAUUGGCGAUUUAGGGUUAGCGAAGAAAAUUGUGAGAAGUAAUUCUUACAUUGGAGGGACUACUUCGUAUAUGGCGCCGGAGACUGUGGCGGAUGGAAUUCAGGAGACUCCGUCUGAUAUUUGGGCGCUCGGAUGCAUUGUUUUUGAGAUGUUAACAGGCAACAAGGUUUGGUAUUCAUCAGAUGUUGAUACCACAAAUGCUGAGAUUUUGAAAAAGAUUGGUGAUCCUUACGAAUUGCCCAAAAUUCCGUCUCAGAUUUCAAAGGAUGCAAAGGAUUUUCUGAAAGCAUGUUUAGUGAGGAAGCCUGCUUUUAGAUUUACUGCUGAGAUGCUAUUAGAUCAUCCAUUCUUAUCAGGAUGUGAUUAUGAAGUCUAUGAAUCGGAGGACGAAGAGUUGUCGACGAAUUCAGUUGACACAUUGUGCGAUUCUGACUGUGAUAACGAGUCUUGCGCUUGUCGCUUUUCCGAGGAGCAGUCAGGGUCUUUUUACUCUUCUACAUUGGCCAACGGAGGAACGAGCAAGCUUGGAAAUCACGCAGAUCAUGAUCUGCUUCAUGCCGCUUUCUAUGCCUCUCCUGUUAUUCAUUGAUUUAUUAUCAUACAGCAGAAAAUGUAUAGUAUAGUAAAGAUGUUUAAAGUUAGAAUUGUAGCAGCCCUAAAUGUGAUUGUUUUGUUUAUUUAGAGCUAAUACACAUAUCAGCUGUUUGUA
Messenger RNA from Mercurialis annua (annual mercury), 1475 nucleotides. RefSeq names its product mitogen-activated protein kinase kinase kinase 20-like. NCBI's taxonomy places the organism in Eukaryota, Viridiplantae, Streptophyta, Magnoliopsida, Malpighiales, Euphorbiaceae. Gene Ontology annotation, biological process: protein phosphorylation. The coding region runs from base 246 to 1355 and encodes 369 amino acids. Gene Ontology annotation, molecular function: protein kinase activity; ATP binding. The record is from RefSeq and is a predicted model, not a curated record. The transcript has a single exon.